Molecule: messenger RNA, 1685 nt
Organism: Dendronephthya gigantea
Lineage: Eukaryota; Metazoa; Cnidaria; Anthozoa; Malacalcyonacea; Nephtheidae
Exons: 4
Coding region: 458-1432 (324 amino acids)
Source: RefSeq, a predicted model, not a curated record
UAGAUUAGAUCCUUGCAGACUAGCUUGGAUCCCCAGUGCGCUCUCUUUACAUCAGCGAAAAUUCGUCUGUAUAUUGCCUUUCUAUAUCGUUCUACCAUAUUUUUUGAAUGGACAUCAUGCAAACAUAUCAUCAGAUAAAACAUCAAUUAUAGUGUCACUUUGGAUACUUAUCGUAUUAUUAACAAAUAAUUAUAAACACAUGUCUAUCAUAAGCAUUGAAUUAUCUGAAGAUGUGACCCGAUGUGACGUACCUAUAUUGUAGCUCUUAUCUCUAAUUUUCUAUUUCCAUGCGAGCCUGACAGGAAUGUCUAUCAAAUGCAUCUAUAUGUAGUGCACAUCUGACCUCGUCUGAAAACAACAUUUUAGCAAAGAUGUUCGCCAGCCCACCACGUCGGUCAGUUGCUUUAUCAGAAUCCUCUACAGCCGAUGUGAACUGCUGAACUGCAUGAUUUAGAAAAUGUUAAAAUCGUUUGGGAGCUCAUACUGUAUUCUUGGAAUCGGCUUAGUUGUGUUUAGCAAGGGCUACACUGACAGAUCGCUUGACCUUAUUCGUGGCAAAUUCCGAGACAAGUUUGUCAAUCCAUUUUGUACGAAUGGCAGUUGUGUGGUGGCCUCAUGUGAGAAAUACAACGCAGUGUGCGGUUCUAAUGGUUGUAAAUAUUGCGUUUGUAAUAAGGACAACCAUAGCACCACCUAUUUUCCUAGUAAGGAGGGCAAUUACGGACAAUGUAUACAAGAUUCAGUCUUGGCAAGAAAUUCUGGAUGCUUUAAUCAGUCCAUCGGUGGAAAGGCAAUGUAUAUUUUGAACACAAACAUUGAUAAACUUCAUAAUAUUGAAAAAGUCAGAAUCGGCUUCUAUCCUUCGUCAAAAACACGAUGUAAGCUUUGGUGGGCAGGUUCGUCGUUUUCAAUCAAUAACCAAUACUGGAAACCAACAACAGAUUUUAUAAAUGAUUUCUCACUGUCCUUUAACGUUAGUGCAAAUACACGAAGACCGUUAUACGUGAAGGUAAAUAUUCAGGCCUACAAACGUUGGACUGGAGCCGUACUGAAGCUGAAAUUUCAAUGCUACACUCAAGAAAACAAUCAGCCUCGUCAUAAUGAAGACUUUUGCACAGUCUUUAAAUUCACUGGAUACUACAGAGCCUACCAGAUUGCGCCUGUUACUGUUGAAACACUGGUUUCCCCAAAUACAACAAAAAACUCGACAGAUGUAUCGACAUCAGGCCGUAAAACAAUGCCAAGACCUGGUGAUCAAUACCUAGCGAGUACCAUUGCUCUAUCUGGUAUUUUAUCCUUAGUUUUCAUGUUUCUUGGGUUUGGAAUUUUUCUCUUAUUGCGAAGUCAAAAGCGACACGACUCUGAGGAAGCUACGACGGAAACAGACUUAGGGACAACGCAUCAAGAACAUGAACUACAACUUCGAGUUUGAAUCGAAUCUUUACCAGAGACAUGUCACAUGAGAAAAUUGCACCCUAUUAAUAUUCUCGCAAGCGAGUGAUUUAUAUCACAAAAUUUAAAAAGAAGCACUAUACUCUUCCAAAUUAAUUGUCACGCAACCCAUUGCUAUAUACAAAUUGCGUGGAAAAUUGCACCGUGUAAUACAUGAACAUGCAGCAGGAUUUAAUACUAAUAAUAAUAGAAGAGCCCGAGCAUUCUCACUGAAAAAUGUAAUGAACAAAAUU